Messenger RNA from Cylicostephanus goldi, 555 nucleotides. The record is from the annotation of a GenBank genome assembly. NCBI's taxonomy places the organism in Eukaryota, Metazoa, Nematoda, Chromadorea, Rhabditida, Strongylidae.
AUGGCAGCUAGAAAGGGUAAAACGACGGACAAGGUCAAGUCUCUAGAAGAUUGCCUAUCUGAAUUGUCUGUAGCCGAUGAAAAUGUCGUACGAAGUGCUCUUUCUGCUGAACAAGAUCUCAGUAACUUUUCCGCGCAGGUAAAGGAAGAGUUGACGGAGGCACAUAAAGUAGCCGUUCGAGAAUGUAUACAAAAUGCUGAGAAGCUGACAGACCUCCACAAUCAGAUUGUGGCAUGUGAUCAGGUUUUCGAGAGAUUGGAGAAGAUGUUAUUGAGAUUCCAAGAUGACUUAGGGACUAUCAGCGAGGAUAUGAAAAGGCUGCAGGAUCAGUCGGUUUCGAUCAAUCAGGAGCUGGAGAACCGUCAGAAGGUGCGCGGAGAGCUCAGCCAAUUUGUCGAUGAUAUCAUCGUACCGCAAACUAUGAUAAAAGUCAUUAUGGAGGCGGAUGUUAGUGACCGCAGCUUCCUGGAACAGCUUCAUGAGCUGCAACACAAGAUCAGUUUUGUUCGCGCGCAGGAGUUUAAAGAUGCUCGCGCUGUUUACGAUGUGAUGGGC